GAUUCAAAACCCUAACGAUAAAUACAAAAUACAUAUACAAAGUGAAAACAUCAUAAAAUAAGGAUAAUAUUCGUCCAUCUGGUAACUUUUUUUUUCUUUCGGUUCGUACUUGCUCCUCUGGUUUGACGAGCUGCGCCCGUAUUUGGGAAGUAAUAAAGAAGUUUUCUACCUCUACAACGCUUCAUCGUACUGAGAACUCCUCCAGACGGUGCAGGGAAUGGAGUUCCAGAUGCUGCUGUUUAAAGUGGGGACGGCCCUUAGUAUGGACAAUGUAAAAGCUCUAGCAUUUCUUUGCACCGACAUCCUGAAAUACAAAAAGGAAUCUGUGAAGUCAGCCAAUGACCUCUUCUCUCGUCUGGUGGAACAAGACCAUCUUUCGGAUGAGCGACGCCACCUGCUGACUGAGCUUCUGCGCACCAUACAACGCCACGACCUAGUCAGAGAAUUCCAUCUCAGCGACGGAGAAACUACAACCACUAGCCUCAUCUCUACUUACAGGAAGCUGCUCUACAACCUGUCCGAGGAGUUGACUGAGGAGGACUCGAAUGAUGUGAAGUUCUUGUUGAAAGAUGAGCUCCCAAGAAAAAUACUGGAGGGAAAUUCUUCUUUGCUGGAAGUCUUCCUGAGGAUGGAGCAGAUGGACUUCCUGGCUGACGAUAACUUAAACAAACUGGAGAUUAUCAUUCAGCACGUCUGUCCCAGGCUGAUGGUACUUAUCGCCCAGUUCAAGGCACAGCAGGAAUCCUCUUUUACGACUUUAGAUUUCAGCACUGAAGCAAGCAGCAGUGCCAGCUAUUUGUGCAGUGAUACUUUAGGUUUGGAUUCUCAAGGAAACAGGACCUUGCCUGAAGGACAUCAUCAGACAUCUACAAAGAGUAGGGCUUUGGGAACAUAUUCCAUGACUCAGGCAAAGAGAGGUAUCUGCGUGAUUAUCAACAACUUCCUCUUCCCUCUGCCCGGCCUCAAGGAUCGUGUGGGGACCGGGGUUGAUGAACAGUGUCUGAGCGAUGUGUUUAAGUGGCUGGGCUUUGGCGUUGAGGUACAUGCAGACUGCACAAGUGAGAAGAUGUUGUCUGUGAUGGGGGAGCUCGGCAAGAGAGACCACAGUAGAAUGGACUGCGUGGUGUGCUGUGUUCUCAGCCAUGGCCUGGAGGGAAGAGUUUACGGUGUAGACAGUCACACUGUUGAGAUCAGGGAUCUGAAGGAGCCUUUAAAUGCACUUAACUGCCCGACUUUAGCAGAAAAACCCAAACUGUUCUUCAUCCAGGCUUGCCAGGGCAAAAAGGAGCAGAGAGCUGUGUACAUCCAGGCAGAUGGCAACGAACCAAGUCUUGUUUGUGAUGCUCUUAAAGAGUCCAUCCCAGCAGAGGCUGAUUUCCUGAUGUCGAUGGCCACUGUUCCUUCCUUUGCCUCUUUCAGAGAUACAAAGAGGGGCACCUGGUUUAUUCAGUCAUUGUGCAAAAACCUCAUCGAGUUGGUGCCAAGGGGCUUGGACCUGUUGUCCAUCCUGACCAAAGUGAAUGAUGAUGUGAGCCUCCAGACCAAACACGAAGGAGAAAAAAAGCAAAUGCCUCAGCAAGCCUCCACGCUCAGGAAGAACGUGGUCUUCCCGGUGCCUGAGACCCCUUCGCCCAGAUUGCCUUCUGUUUGAAUGACAUUAAAACGAUCCCCCAAGGUCGAAGGGAAGCCUCAUCCAAAUGUGGUCAUACUUUAUUAUAACUAGAACUUCUGGGCCAUCUACUAUUCAACGAUGUAGUUGGACACUUGAAAGUCAAACUGUAGUUGAGAUUUUUUUAGUUUUUUCCAAUGACACAGUCAUACUGGUUUGUUUACACACAAGUAUAAGCCCUACUCCUCUAGUUAUAACAUUUCCAAAGCUAAGUAUUUGUCUGCUGUAGCGAAUCUAUGAAUCAUCUCGCUCUUAGCCUUUAUUUUAUUUCAUUAUUUUACAUGCACUUUUAAAUGGCACUGUCAAUGUUGACCAAUUGUUCCUGGGGCAACUACCAAAGUUUUAUUCUUCAAAAUGUAACAUAAUUUGUUGUCAUUUAAAAUAUGCAAAUACGAUCCACAAGGUUGUGCUAUUGUGAAAAUAUUUUGUCAAUUGAACAAUCCAUUCAUUCUGUAUGUUUGUAUUAAACUGAUAUGAAACUUCA
Platichthys flesus (European flounder) is the source of this 2153-nucleotide messenger RNA. It is a transcript of the gene casp10, whose product is annotated as caspase 10, apoptosis-related cysteine peptidase. The transcript is spliced from 9 exons. The record is from RefSeq and is a predicted model, not a curated record. NCBI's taxonomy places the organism in Eukaryota, Metazoa, Chordata, Actinopteri, Pleuronectiformes, Pleuronectidae. Gene Ontology annotation, biological process: negative regulation of extrinsic apoptotic signaling pathway via death domain receptors; proteolysis. Bases 218 to 1651 code for a protein of 477 amino acids. Gene Ontology annotation, molecular function: cysteine-type endopeptidase activity; protein binding.